ACUUGAGUAAGGUGCCACCUCAGCUGGGUGCAGAUUCUCAAGGUUGAAUAGUAAAACCGCAGAGUAGAUUCCAAGUGACACCUAUAGAUGAAAUAAAACAUGAAAUGCAGGAUUUUAUCCCUAAGGAAACCCCUGAAAUGUAUAAAGAAAGAAAAUGAAAGCAAAUUCAAGAAAUCUGUGAAGUCCCGUCUAGUUGUGGCACAGGUGGUAGAUUCCGUCCAUACUGGUGCUGUUUUUACAUUUGACUAUUGUAUGCUCAUAAUUUUAGCAAGUAUGAUUUCUGUUCUUGGUUUGGUAGAAAACAGUUCGGUUGUUUUAGUAGCCAGUAUGUUGAUAUCACCAUUGAUGGGCCCAAUACUAGCAGGGACUUUUGGUACUGUGAUCCAAAAUUAUUCUUUACGAAAUCUUGGUCUGAGAUCGGAAUCAAUUGGUCUUGCAUUGUGCAUUAUCUGUGGGUUUAUCUUUGGACUAAUCAUUGGUGCCAUCCAUCUCCAAGGAGUGACAGGAUAUAUUGAUGAAUGGCCCACUAUGGAAAUGAAGUCCAGAGGCAUGAGUCGUAGUCUGUGGAUUGGUAUCUUAAUAGCACUUCCAUCCGGUGCUGGAGUGUCUCUGUCUGUUCUGGGUGGUAACUCUGGGCCAUUGGUUGGAGUUGCCAUAUCUGCCUCACUGCUACCACCUGCUGUCAAUGCUGGAAUGCUGUGGUCAUUUGCUUUACUUUCAGUCAUCAGUCCACCAAAAACAACCCCACAUGGCAAUACCACUGCUAUUUCAAUUAAUGACAACCCUUUAGGGUGCUUGCCAUUUCAAGACAAUGCUUACACACCAAUGUACAGCUGUGACAUGGCCAAAGAAAUGGGAAUCAUGGGAACCAUAAGUCUCCUGCUGACUCUCUUUAACAUCGUGUGUAUAUUCAUAGUUGGUGUUGUCAUGUUGAAGAUUAAAGAAGUUGUGCCACUGGCUUCAGUAGAUGAAAUGGCAGAAUUUUGGCAGCAUGAUAUACAAGUGGCCAGGGAUUCCUACAAGACUAUGAAGGGCCCUGAAUCUUUGCAUUUUAUUACAGAAUAUCAGAAACUUCUAGAGAAAGAAAGAAACAUGACUUUUAAUAAGUUGAGUCACAUGACUCAACCGCCAAGGGGUCCAAAAGGCAAAUUUGACUCCAGUUCGAAGGUAUAUAAAACUCUACCAAACAAUAAAGUCACACUUGGCAAUACUCAGACUUUGCAUGACUCAAAAUUUUUCAACUUUGAACCGAAUGAACCGAUUGAGCUAUCCCCAGGGGUGAGAGUAGCACGACCAUUAUUUCCUACUUCUCAAGAGCAAAUUCCCAUUGAAUUUCCUACUUCUCAAAAGCAUUCUCACUCUGAAUUACGAUGCAGCCUUAGCAAUCCUGGAGAAGUGAAAGAUAAACAUCGGAAAUUUCGGCUAAAACCACUUUUCCAUAAGCCAAAGGGUCGAGUUGUGGUGGGCAAGGAGAAAAAGUUUACUGUCACCUCUGUACCCGAAAAUCCCAAACAUCCAUCACAUAAGGGGGAAGGAAGUUACCAAAUGAUCAGUGGGGAAGUGUAAAUAGCAUUGCUGAAGCAAGGGAUGGCUAUUGUGUGUGUAUGCAUCAAUACUUGCGUGUGAAUUAGUUGGAAGAAUGUGUAAGGUUAGUCAGUAAUAUUGAUUUCAAAUUUAGGCACAAGGCCAGCAAGUUCAGGGUAGGAUGUAAGUCAAUUACGUGAGCCCCAGUGUUCAACUGGUACUUACUUUAUAGAACCUGAAAUGACGAAAGACAAAGUCAGCAUCUGCAAAAUUUGAACUCAGAACAUAAAGAGAGAGGAAAUGCCUCUAAGCAUUUCACUCAGUGUGCUAAUGAUUCUGACUUAAUGUUAAUUCGUAACAUUAACACUGCUCUUAUCUGCAAGCCUUGGUAAGGCAGGGAAUAAAUAUUUGUGAAGGUAUGUAUAUGUGUAUGGAUUAUUGAACAGGAUGUGUACAGUGAGUGAUAUACAGUCAGAAGGAUGUGUAAAUAUGGAUGUGUGUAUGUGUG
Molecule: messenger RNA, 2032 nt
Organism: Octopus bimaculoides (California two-spot octopus)
Lineage: Eukaryota; Metazoa; Mollusca; Cephalopoda; Octopoda; Octopodidae
Source: RefSeq, a predicted model, not a curated record